UUCAGUUAGCUUGAAAAGGUUAUGGCGUACGGUCCGCCGUUGUCUGAACGAUUAAUCGGUGGUGGUCCGUUGUAAAAUGUUAACGAUAAAGUGCUGUUAACGGUGUCAAAACAAAAAGGAUGCGCGAAAAGGGCGAGAAAAUGAAGCCGAAACCGUCGAAACGGGUGGCCGGCAUGAUCAUCCGUUCGAGGAACACCAUAGUGAAGGAUGGAGUGGUCACCACGUCGGGAAUAGGAAGACCGAGCCUGUAUCACGCGCUGGUCGUGAUCUUCCUCGAGUUCUUCGCCUGGGGCCUGCUGACGAUGCCGGUGAUCUCGGUGCUGAACAACACCUUCCCCGAUCACACGUUCCUGAUGAACGGUCUGAUAAUGGGCAUCAAGGGUAUCCUGUCGUUCCUCAGUGCGCCGCUCGUCGGCGCCCUGUCCGACGUGUGCGGCCGCAAGCUGUUCCUGCUGGUCACCGUGUUCUUCACCUGUCUGCCGAUACCGCUGAUGACCAUCAACACCUUCUGGUUCUUCGCCAUGAUCAGCAUUUCGGGCGUGUUCGCCGUCACGUUCAGCGUGGUGUUCGCCUACGUGGCCGACGUCACCGACGAGAAGGAGCGGUCGCUGGCUUACGGUCUGGUCAGCGGCACGUUUGCUGCCAGUAUGGUCAUCUCGCCCAGUUUGGGGGCUUAUUUGAUGGAGAGAUGGUCGGUGAACCUGGUGGUGGCGCUGGCGACCGCGGUCGCCAUCCUCGACGUGUUCUUCAUCCUGGUGGCGGUGCCAGAAAGUCUCUCCGAAAAGGUGCGCGUCUCCCCGAUUAGCUGGGAACAGGCCGAUCCCUUCGCCUCGUUGCGCAACGUGGGCCAGGACCCAACAAUAUUGCUGCUCUGCAUAGCAGUCUUCCUCAGCUAUCUACCCGAGGCGGGCCAGUACAGUUGCAUCUUCGUCUAUCUGAAGCUGGUGAUGGGUUGGAGUGCGCCGAUGGUCGCUGUGUUCGUCGGACUGGUCGGGCUGAUGGCGGUGAUCGCGCAACUUAGUCUAGGUAUAUUAAUUAAAAAUUUGGGCGCCAAGCACACCAUCAUGCUGGGUCUGUUGUUCGAGAUGCUGCAGCUGUUGUGGUACGGUUUCGGCACGACCACGUGGAUGAUGUGGGGCGCCGGCAUCCUGGCAUCUAUGAGCUCGAUCACCUAUCCAUCCAUUUCGGCUUUCGUCUCCGUACACACGACCGCCGACCGUCAGGGAGUUGUACAAGGUAUGGUCACUGGAAUGAGAGGACUUUGUAACGGUCUUGGUCCAGCGAUGUUUGGUCUUAUUUUCUACAUGUUCCACGUUGAUUUGAACGACGGCGAGAAUAAACACAACGCAACUGAUUCGACGCAGAUUCUCUUCGAUACAUACUCACAGCUUGUUCCCGGUCCACCAUUCGUAUUCGGAGCAUUCCUGGUGAUCUGCGCCCUGUUCGUCGCCUCGUUCAUCCCCCCAAAGAACCACGUGGACACAAUUCUUUCAGACAUCCCCCUGGACACGCACUACGAGAUGGAGCGGGGACAAAAGGUGGCCGGCACCCUCAGCCCCCUCAUACCCAGCCGAAGCAGCAUAGACACGGCCAUCCUCUAAACCAAUUCCGGCAGUCAAAACCGAUUUGAAAUUAUUCGAUUGACGCAGGUUGCUCCACACAAGCAAUAACCGCAUACUGUGUCCCUCCUACCCCCCCCCCCCAGUUUAAUUCCACAACCCCCCCAACACACACACACACACGCGCGCGUGCGGUACUCACUUCGCUGAAGACGCCACGAUCUCAGAAUAGUUUAUAUAUUUUACAUAAGAUUGUAUAUAGUAAAGAGAGAACUGACACACAAGAUGUGAAGAGAUCCGGCCCGGUUUUCGGUGUCGAGUCCGUAUCCGACGAACGGGAUUUAGUUGAGCCCUCCAAGUCAUAUCAGACGCGGGUCAUGAGCCGGACGGGUGAGGUUUAUUUACGCUUAAGUUACGCGGUGACUUCGUUUUUUUAUUUUCAUAAAUUGUCUCACUACCUUUUCAGUUUUUCAAUGUACAUAGGGCAGAAGUUGUUUAAUGUAGCUGGCAAAAAUUAAUUAAGGAUACUUCGGUUCGGGUUUGUUUUUAUUUAAGACUGAGUUGUGUGUUUUAAGCAUUUAAUAAUUGGGACAUUUGUUGCUGGUGUGUGGGACACACAAUUCUACGUCGGAUUUUGUGUCGUGCACGUUCGAAUUCUUGCCGUACGUGUGUCCAAUGUAUUUUAUUACUAAGGUACGUCGUUCUAACUGAAUUCUACCGACCGCAGUAUUUCCAAAGUAUUCGUUGGGCGUUUUACGUCACAGUUUUUUUAUUAACCGAAAAAUUCAAGUGUGAUUUUAUUUAAGAAAACAAAAAGGUUGUUGUUGAUAACGUUUUCGUUUUGUUGUGGUCAGCGUUGAAAUUGAGAUCGAUGCCAUUUUUUAAAAAAAAUCUAACUAACUGAUCACGACAACUUUAUUUGUAAGGAUAAUAGGUAUAUUUUUAGUUUUUUUUGAUGAUGAUUUUCAUGCCAUUCGCAGAGCUGUACACUUUGCCAUUUUUAAAUGAGGAAAAAAAUGUUAGGAAAUGCAAAACUGCAAAAACCUAUUGUUAUAUAUCGAAUUUGCUUCGUUUUGUAACAUUUUUUUUACCUAAAGUUGUAAAUUGCUGAUAGAUUGUCUAAUAGAAUAUUUAUUAUUGCAUAAUGACUAAAUAAAAGAACAGAAUAUUUUUGUUAUUUUUGUGUGAUUGGUCUUUUUCUCUAAUUCAGUUUUACAUUCAUAUUUGACAAAGACAAAUAUAUUUAAAUGAAAAGUAUUUUAGCUAUUAGAAUAUAAUAAAUUGUAAAAAUUAUAAAAAAUAAAAUAAUUGUUUAUGUA
Molecule: messenger RNA, 2878 nt
Organism: Aethina tumida (small hive beetle)
Lineage: Eukaryota; Metazoa; Arthropoda; Insecta; Coleoptera; Nitidulidae
Product: hippocampus abundant transcript 1 protein
Exons: 7
Coding region: 120-1601 (493 amino acids)
Biological process (GO): transmembrane transport
Molecular function (GO): transmembrane transporter activity
Source: RefSeq, a predicted model, not a curated record